AUGAGGUAUCCUACCAACUUGGUGUGUACCGUGAUUACUCCAUCAUCUCUUCCAAUUCAACAAGUCAAAAUUGGAAGCUCCAUUCGUGCUCCAGAUUUUCCACACGCCAUUGCAAGAGAGGCACAAAUAUUGAUUAUCAAUAAUAAUACCAAUGAAAUUGAUUCAUGGACACCAAUACUUCUGAAUCUGACCAACCAAGGAGUUGUCUUGGAGAAUGAGAACAGACUGAAUCCACCAAAUAAUUAUAUAGAUUUGAUUGAGAAUUGGCUGCAACAAGGGCGUCCGGCAGGGACCACUUUCUCUAUGGGAAUCAAAAACGAAGAGACCGUGAAGCAAUGUUUGGACAUUUUGAGACAGAGACAAGAAAUUCUAGGAUCUUCUGAAAAACAAGUUCAACUCCGAAUCGACGCUCUAUUGAUGCUCGAAGUUUCUUACAAAAUGAUUAAACGACGUGAGAGAUUACUGAGAGAAGACCAAUCGAAGUGGUGGCUGAGACUAGCAGUUGUUCCGGGAAGAUAUGAUUAA
This is a messenger RNA of Caenorhabditis remanei, 525 nucleotides long. RefSeq lists its product as uncharacterized. The transcript is spliced from 2 exons. Lineage: Eukaryota; Metazoa; Nematoda; Chromadorea; Rhabditida; Rhabditidae. The record is from RefSeq and is a predicted model, not a curated record. The coding region runs from base 1 to 525 and encodes 174 amino acids.